AUGAAGUUAAUGCCACGUUUGCUCUGUCAACCUUUUUGGCCACAACAUGUCCUAGGAAUAAAAAAGGUAACACUCUGGGAUUCUAUAAGAUCGAAAUAUCCCAAUAUCAAUGAGAUAAGCUUUCGCAAUAAACUUAAGACAUUGCACUUGGGUACGGAUUCAAACUUUUUGAAAAGGGAAUAUGAAAUGCAAAUAAAUUGUGAAAAUAAAUUAAACGAGAUAAUGAAGAAAAUGGGGAGUAAAUUUCGUAUAAUAAAGAGUACAGAAGACGGUAAAGACGACGUUGAAUGGGCUGAUCUAGUGAUUUCGAUCGGCGGAGACGAAGCUUUCCUAUUAGCAUCCCAAAUGAUAAAAAAUAAUAAGAAAGCCAUAAUAAAUAUAAAUCCUAAAUAUCAUGCCAAUGAGCAUAUCUUUUCGAUGGAUCAUUGUAACGAUAUAGAAAAUAUAUUUAAAAAGUUGCAAAAAGGGAGAUAUAAUUUGUUGAUGAGAAAUCGAAUAAGGACCAUCAUGUACGGGAAGGAUAUUCAUCGUGAACUUUAUCAAGCAGACGAGAAGAUUCAAUCGAUGAAGGACAUAAUGAAGGAUAAAGACUGCGAGAAGGAUCCCAAGACCAAUAUGAAAAGUACCGAAAGAAAAAUAAUAAAUGUUCAGAAACCUCGUCGAAGAGUGUUGCCGUGGCUGGCAUUAAACGAGGUAUACAUGGGAGAAUAUUUAUCAACGGGCUCGAUCACUUUCACCAUUCAAGUCGAUGAUCAAGAUGUCUACAAAAUUCAAUGUUCCGGAAUCUGCGUAUGCACUGGUUCAGGAUCAAAUAAUUGGUAUCGUUCGAUGAAUCUUCAAGUACCGGAGACUGUUAAAAGAUUAACUAAAAUAGCUAUGGGAAAAGAGAUCGAUGAAAAUGAGGCUUUAGAAAUAAUAGAAUCUUAUCAUCGUAGUCUUUUAUUUAAUCCAGAAGACAAAAGAAUGUCUUACAUGAUUCGAGAAUUGUAUAGAGCAAAGAAAUGGCCGAUACCGAAAUCUUCCCCCGAAAGAGGAAUGUGUCGAAAAAUCAAGGUCAUGUCCCAUGGUUUCGACGCUGGUUUAGUUAUCGAUAGGGGCAUUACUCUACCAUUCAACGACGGUACUACUGCUAUAUUCGAAAUCCAUCCUGAAGACGCUCUUAAAAAUUUUGUUCUUCAAUAA
This is a messenger RNA of Vespa velutina, 1182 nucleotides long. Its product is annotated as NAD kinase 2, mitochondrial-like. Gene Ontology annotation, cellular component: mitochondrion. Bases 1 to 1182 code for a protein of 393 amino acids. Lineage: Eukaryota; Metazoa; Arthropoda; Insecta; Hymenoptera; Vespidae. The transcript is spliced from 5 exons. Gene Ontology annotation, biological process: NAD+ metabolic process. Gene Ontology annotation, molecular function: NAD+ kinase activity. The record is from RefSeq and is a predicted model, not a curated record.